Molecule: messenger RNA, 2058 nt
Organism: Phalacrocorax carbo (great cormorant)
Lineage: Eukaryota; Metazoa; Chordata; Aves; Suliformes; Phalacrocoracidae
Source: RefSeq, a predicted model, not a curated record
CCGAGCCUAUCAGAGAGGUGCUUCUUCUUCCGCUGUGGUAGUUUGAAACCGUCCGGCUCGGCGGCCGGGGGCGCCGGUGCCCGCAGACUAACUUUGUGCAGAAUGUCAUCAGAUGAGGAGAAAAGCGCAAGUCCAGUUUUACCAAAAGGCUCUGUUCGGGGCAGUUCUGUUUCUUCAGAUCUUCAGGAUGAAUAUGAAGAGCUGCUUCGUUAUGCUGUAGUGACUCCGAAGUUUGAACAGUGUGUCUCGAAGUGGUCAGAACCUGCUUUGGAACUGAGAGCAGCUGGCAGAUUUUCAAGUGUAACAGAUGAUGCCACUCACCAUAAGACUCCAGCCUUAAUAUCCGUGAAGGUGUCUUCUGAGGCCAAUAUGGAGAGACUUUGCCCUAUUCCUUCAGAAGAGACUUCUUCGCAAGGGUCCACAUGCGGUCCAAGAGAAAUCAAUGAAACUAUAGCAACUGAAUUGACUUUACCUGAUGAAAAAGUAACUCAAAUAGAAAACAUACUUGAUCUCUGGAGUGGAAGUCUUAAGACAAAUGUUCUGACUGAAUUGAGAAAAUGGAAGCUUAGUUUGAUUGAACAUCACAAGCUUCAAAUGAAACAAGAAAAAGAGAAACACACUGCACAUGUAAGACAAUUGAGCAAUGAGAUGGAAAACCUGAAGGAGUUGCUACGUACUUACGAAAUCUCUAUUGGCAGAAAAGAUGAGGUGAUUAGUAACUUGACCCAAGCAUUAGAGAGGCAAAAGGAGAGAAUAGAGUUGAUGAGAAAGUUUUCACUGUGGCGGAUUCAGCAUGUUAAAGCCAAACAAGAGGAAUAUGCAAAUAGAAUAGCAGACAAACAAUUCCGGACAGCUUUGAUGAAGAAAGUAUGGGCAGCAUGGCGUGCUCAUAGUGAAGAAAAAUGGAAAGAAAAAGUAGCAAAAGCCUGUCAGUUAAGGGCAGAAGAUGUCUGUGUUCAGCUCACCAAUGAUUAUGAAGCCAAAAUUGCAGAGCUAACCGCUACUUUGGAACAGACAAAAUCUGAGAUUUUGCGACUGCAGAGCGAAAGAGAACAGUACGAAGACACCAUGAAGAAAGCCUUUAUGCGUGGUGUAUGUGCUUUGAAUCUGGAAGCAAUGACCAUGUUUCAGGGCAAGGACAGUAGGACAGAUACUGAUAUAGGAAGUAGGAGAAAUGAUAAUGGUACCAUUGUUGCAGGAAGGCUACCUCCUUCGCAAUACAAUCCCCCUUCACCACCACCUCCACCAGCACCUACUCUUCAGAUGGAAGACAUGUUUUCUACCCACCUGGGUCAUGCAAGCACUCCUCAGACCAGGCUAGAUUCUGAUUCUCCAGUAAUUGUCACUAGCACAGCUGCAGGAUCUGGUGUGGCAUCAACUCAGAAACUGCCCAUGGCAAAAGUAAUAACAUCUGGUCAACAGAAAGCAGGAAGAACAAUCACUGCUCGAAUCACGGGCCGAGCUGAUAUGGGACAAAAAGCCAGAAUUUGUGGUAGUUUAGCAGUGAUGGGAGUUGCUCCACCCAUGAGUUCAGUCAUUGUUGAAAAACAUCAUCCAGUCACCCAGAGACCAGAGGCCUUUCAGAGACUUCCUCAUAGCAAAUACUGAACUCCAAAAGGAAUGUUGGCAUGAUUAAAUUAGCACUACAAAGGAAAAUUCUGAACAAUUUGGUGAAAAAAACAAACAGACCAACCUUGAAAUAAGAUUGAGGUGAUAAAAGCUCAGGGUACCUAGUUGAUCGGAAGUUUAGUAUUUUAUCUUCUGAGAAGUAUAUUGCAGAUAAGGAAGGAAGGAAAUUACUCAUUCUGUUAAAGUAAGCUUUUUUUUUUGAGAAGUGUAUUUCAGUUUGCUGGUUUGCAAAUCUUUCUGUUUAAACUCAGAAGUAUUUGGGAAAUUUUUUGUACUGUUAAGUCUUUGUAUCUGAUUGCUUUUCAGCAAACCAUAUCCCAAGCAACUGCUGCUAAAUACCCUCGAUCUGUGCUCCAUUCUUCUGGUUCUACCACUGUGAGACCUGCAGGACAAGUUGGGCGAAUGCUUCAGGGGCAAACUCAUACCAGU